Chrysochloris asiatica (Cape golden mole) is the source of this 1488-nucleotide messenger RNA. RefSeq names its product aspartyl/asparaginyl beta-hydroxylase-like. Gene Ontology annotation, cellular component: endoplasmic reticulum. The transcript is spliced from 11 exons. Gene Ontology annotation, molecular function: peptidyl-aspartic acid 3-dioxygenase activity; protein binding. Gene Ontology annotation, biological process: peptidyl-aspartic acid hydroxylation. The coding region runs from base 1 to 1404 and encodes 467 amino acids. Lineage: Eukaryota; Metazoa; Chordata; Mammalia; Afrosoricida; Chrysochloridae. The record is from RefSeq and is a predicted model, not a curated record.
AUGGACUUCAUAUUCCAGAAGAUUAGGAAGUUAGAAGCAACAGCUGUGAGCAGUGGAUUUUCCCUCCUUCAGCUUGCCAACCAUACUGGCUACGUCAAGGUUGACUGGCAGUCAGUAGAGAAGGAUAUGAAGAAAGCCAUGUUACAACUGAAAAUAGCCUUCCCAUGUAUUUCUGAUCUCCAGAGGGAUGGACCUCUUCUGUUUUGUAUCUACACUCUUAACUACAUCCAGCUUAUGGCUUUAAAUAUCAUCUACAUUCUUGGCUAUCCCAAAUUUUGUGAAGAUGACUUAGCUGAGAAGAGGAGGAGCAAUGAGUUGCUACGGGGUGCAAUCGAGACCUACCUGGAGGCAGCCAGCUUACCCAACGUCCCUGCAGACCUGGUGAAGCUGAGUUUGAAGCGGCGGUCAGACAGACAACAAUUUCUAGGUCACAUGAGAGGUUCCCUGUUGACCUUACAGAGAUUAGUUCAACUAUUCCCCAAUGAUACUUCCUUAAAGAAUGAUCUUGGAGUGGGAUACCUCUUGAUUGGAGAUAAUGACAAUGCCAAGAAAGUUUAUGAAGAGGUUCUGACUGUCACACCGGAUGAUGGCUUCGCUAAAGUGCAUUAUGGCUUUAUCUUGAAGGCACAGAACAAGAUUGCAGAGAGCAUUCCCUUCUUAAAGGAAGGGAUAGAAUCUGGUGAUCCUGGCACUGAUGAUGGCCGAUUUUAUUUUCACCUUGGGGAUGCCAUGCAGAGGGUUGGCAACAAAGAGGCACAUAAGUGGUACGAGCUUGGGUACAAGAGAGGACAUUUCGCAUCUGUUUGGCAGCGAUCCCUCUACAAUGUGAAAGGACUGAAAGCCCAGCCUUGGUGGACUGCAAAGGAAACAGGCUACACAGAAUUGGUGAAGUCCUUAGAGAGUAACUGGAAGUUAAUUCGUGAUGAAGGCAUUGCAGUGAUGGACAAAGCUAGAGGCCUCUUUCUGCCUGAGGAUGAAAACCUGCGGGAGAAGGGCGAUUGGAGCCAGUUCACACUCUGGCAGCAAGGAAGAAAAAAUGAAAAUGCUUGUAAAGGAGUUCCUAAAACUUGUGCUCUUCUGGAAAAAUUCCCCGAGACAACAGGAUGCAAAAGAGGACAGAUCAAAUAUUCUGUCAUGCACCCAGGGACGCAUGUGUGGCCUCACACAGGGCCAACAAAUUGCAGACUCCGAAUGCACCUGGGCUUGGUGAUCCCCAAGGAAGGCUGCAAGAUCCGAUGUGCCAGAGAGACCAAGACAUGGGAAGAAGGCAAGGUGCUCAUUUUUGAUGACUCCUUUGAGCAUGAGGUGUGGCAGGAUGCCUCAUCUUUCCGGCUGAUCUUCAUUGUGGAUGUGUGGCACCCAGAACUGACACCCCAACAGAAGCAUAGUCUUCCUGCAAUUUAACCUGUUGUGCAGACCCAAGACUCAUUGCAAAGAAGCUGCCAUUCCAGUUCAAUCUUCCUGGGUGCAGGGAGAGCAGUUCAAACA